This is a messenger RNA of Encephalitozoon romaleae SJ-2008, 1164 nucleotides long. RefSeq lists its product as hypothetical. The coding region runs from base 1 to 1164 and encodes 387 amino acids. The transcript has a single exon. NCBI's taxonomy places the organism in Eukaryota, Fungi, Microsporidia, Unikaryonidae. The record is from RefSeq and is a predicted model, not a curated record.
AUGGCAGGAGAGAGGGCUGAGUAUGAUGGGAUUGUCAGUGGGCAAGAGUUAAUUUAUCAGUUCCAAGAAGAUAGCGACGAUCUUGGGGAGAAGGAAUAUGAGGAGAACGAGGCAAACUCCCUUAAACUCCGGAACUUUGUUGAAGAUGAGUUUUAUCAAUCCGAUGGACAGAUGCAAUAUAGAGGAGAAGAGGAGAUGAGACUCCGAUAUGGACGGAAGAAGAAGGAGAAAAGGAAGAAAAAGAAGAACGAUGAGAACAAAAGGCCUUCGAAUAGGAAGAUAGUGAAUCUUCCUGCAUCACCUCCUUAUGUGAGGUUUGUAGAUGGAGAAGAGAGGCUAUGCUUUAAGUAUGUGACAAAGGUGAGUGAAUCUGCAAGGGAUGCAAUGCCUAAGGCGGAUCUCGAGGACAAUGAGUUUUGUGUAAGGUUUGACCUCGAUAGUGUUGAUAUCAGCAAGCUGAAUGAAAAGUUCAAGGCAGACAACUGUGUGUAUCCAAGGGCAAAUCUUCCAUACGAAAUGUACACUGGAAAUAGAUGGGGGUUUGAGACUGAAUGUAACCGGCUUGCAUGGCAGUUUGUUUCAUUGAAUCCAGUGCUUCUAUAUGGAAAGAAGGGGCUUAUCCAAAGGGCUGUUGACUCGUAUAGAACGAUCAACAAGCAGAGCAGGAACAAGAGGGUUGUGAAGGAGGACAGAUUUCCUAGCGACAUUGAAAAGAGGAGGCAUGUCUCAGGAGCACCCUCAACAAUCACGAUACAGUGGACUAAUAGGGGGAUUCUGAAGAAAUGCAAGAUUCAAGUCAACAUUGAGAAUAUAAAUUAUGAGAAGAUUGAUGAUGAAUUCAAGUCGAGGUUUUCGGUGUUUAUGGACGACUUUGACGACACAUCCUUUGGGAAGAGCAAAUGGGAAAGCCACAAUGCUGACAACGAGCUUGCAGUAAAGAUAGCUUUCCUCAAUGUUGAGAACACAUCGUUUUGGAAUGCCAUCAAAGCACUUGACAAGACGACUGUCCUCAAGAAGGCUAUUGAAGCAUACAAGCAGAAGAGAGAUGAAUAUGUAAGUUCUGAGGAUGAUACUGAGAUUUCUGAUGUUGUUGCAAGCACCCUAGGAGGCAGCCUAGGAAACUCGAAGAGUUGUAAUAUUGAGAAUUUUUAUUUUGAUAAUUGA